CCGCCAAAUUUAAAUUGUGGAAUGAAUGAAUCAUUGAAUAACCGAGCGUAGUGUAAGAAUCAAGACUAUGGAUUACUCAGAUGCUAGAUCAAGACUGCAUUAUGUCACUGAACUGCUUCAAGAUCUUCGCCAUUAUCACCAUACAAACACCCAUGCCUGCUCUUGUGAUGUAUGCUGUAAGAAACAAGCCCUUUUGAGAAGUAGCAUUGCUCGAGCCCUAGAGGAAGUAUGUGCAGUGAGACUGACCCUAGAAAACAAUCAUGCCAGUGCUGGCGUUAAUACAUAUGAAUUAAACAAUGAAGCUGCUGCUUCUUUAAGUUUGAAUACAUCACAAAGACAAUCUUCUUUUGUGCAUCCUGAUGUGGAAAGACCAGAAGCCAAACAUGGCUCUAAUUUAAACUCCACAAAUAUCACAGCCAAUUUCUAUCCCAACACGUGCCGGGAAAAGAAUGGUCAAGUGAAUGCAGAAGAGAAUGAAUCCAGCCCAUUGCUUUGUAGCACACAAAGAGAUUCUGGGCUGCAUUCAUCUUUAAAUUCCCAGUCAAUUUCACCAAUAUUGAAUAGUGAAGAAUUACAAGCCAAGGAAAUGCAUUCUCCACAUCAGAAUUUGUAUUGCAAAACCCCUAACCAUAAUGUUAGCGGAACAUUUGACAGCAAUGGUAGUAACAAUCACUCAGCUAGGCAUCACCUCCCACCAUUUUCCCUGAAUGGUAGGCCUGAUAGCAGUCACCUCGGUCCAGCCAAUGUUCCGACUAAUUUUUACCAACCUGCUGUUGCAACACCACCAUUCCCCAACCCAUUCAGAAGUCCUUCCUGCUUUCAGCAACCAAGCUACCCCACUUCUCCGUGGCCUAAUUUUGAGCCAGGUACUCCAUCAGCCAUGGCUCACAGUAACUGGAUGCCAAAUAUGUUUUUGCCUUUCCCGUUCAUGCCCUUUCUGCCUUCACCCAACUUUGUGCAGGAGCUAGAAAAAUGUCGUAGGUUCUCUGAGAAUUUUUUCAUCAAUUCUAACAUGACCCCACCUGAGAAUCAAAAUGACAGAAAAAACCAGACUUUUUCAAGUUAUAUUAAUACACCUACAACACCAAUGGACUUUAGGAAUAGUUAUAACCCACACGCCUUUACACCAUCCACAAUGACUGAAAAUACUCCAUGUGUAAACAGGGAUUAUAUCCAUCAACAAACAAAGUAUCCUUCGUCUGUAACACAAGUCGAUAAGGUCAUUAUGCAUAACAAUGUAGAUGUGAAUUCAGAUAAGAAAGAAGAUAUCAAACUGGAGGACAAUACCAGUCUCAUAUUGAAACCAAAUAGCCAUCAGGAUAUUCAAACUGAGGUGGCUUUAAGCAUAAAUGGUCUCGAAGGAGGAAUGUCUAAGAUGGGACUUAAUGAUAUUAGAAACAGUGUGCCUGCAGUGGAAGAAAUAAAAACAGAUAGUUGUUUUAGUGAUAGGCUAGACCAUGCCGAAAAUGAAGACAUUGAUGGUUUGGAUGAUGUUAAGCAUCUUUCAGGAGAUGAAGCUAUCUGUACUUUAAAUAAAAGUACAGCUGGGUUGUACGAAGCAGACAGCCUUGAUUGCUCCAAGGAUUCAAUGCGGAAGCAAUGUCAAAUUAAGGAUAUUAUUAAAGAGCUAAUGUCUUUAGAGACAGAAGACGAAGGGUCUCUUUAUUCUAGUGAAGAACAGUCGGACUCCGGUGGUGAAGAUUUGGACACUUCUUGGAAUUCAGAUGCAAAUAAAGGUAAUGAUAGGCUUACAGAAGUAGAAAACAUCAACGAUGUUAUCUCUUCAGAUGAUGAGAUACUUGUAAACACUUCAGCUACAGCUUUACAAGUGAUACAAAACUGUGAUGUUGAUGCAAUUCACAAUGGGCAGGUAGAAAAGGGAUGCACUGGUAAUACGUGUAAGCAGGUAGGAUCUUAUUUGUUAGAAGCUGAAGAAUCCCAACAUGAGAAAAUGGCUGAUUCAGGAAAACAAGAUGCAGAGAAAGUAAUUAAACAAACUACCUCAUACAAGAGUGUAAAUAGAGUAAAAGGCUCAAAAUCUCUAUCAGUGAGUCCUAAACUUCAUCAAAGAACUUCUGUUGAAAAAAGAGUAGGAAAUCCAGGAAACGGUAAUACAUUCAGCCAGUCUUAUGAAAUGCCAGUUAAUAAGAGCAUCAGAAAAACAUCAGCUACCAAAGCAGAAAUACAUGUUGCAACUUCCAAACUUAAGUGCGUGUCAAAUGUUGAGCUGUCUCCAAAAGCUAUUACUAACAAAUCCCCACCAAUAGCUAGUCCACAGAACAGGAAUUCUAAGGUUAGAAAUGCUGACAACAAAGAGAAUACAACUUCUACUGUGAAAGUGAGCCCAAAGAAAUCCAGAUCACCUGUUUUGAGUCCAAGUGUCAACCCCUCAAACCGAAACAACAACACAACUAUCAGUAACCAUUCACCUAAGCUACAAACACAAGCUAAAAAUUCUGAUGUGAAAAAAAUUUCUCUGGGUGCUAAGAAAGCUGAUUUAUCUAAAGCCCAUAGUGGGAACUCAGUUGCUUGUGUUUCUCCGGUCAUCUCUUUAGGAAAGGCUACUGAUAGCGUAAAAGUUCAGGGGUUAAAUGUUCAACAAGGCAGAGAGAAUCUAAAGUUAACCAAACCACUGACUGUUGAUAAAAGGAUGGAGAAAAUAAAUUCUCUGCCAACUAUCACUAAAUCUGUGCAGUGGGGCGCGCCAGCUGAAGAUUAUUAUCAUAUCUCAACAGAAGCUAAAAACACAAAGAACAUUUCAAUAUCAGAAUCAAAGAAGAUUUCAUGGCUAGAAGGAGAUAUAUUAACAUCUUCAGACUCCCCAAAUCUCCAUGUGCUACCAAAAAAAGAUGACUUGACAUGCGAUCCUCUUCUUUCUCAAAAAACUACAAACAUUUCUACUCCAUCAAGUGGUAAAAAAUUAUUAAUCAGCAGGGCCAAGACAGAAGGCUAUAUAAAAGGGUCACUGAAAGAUAAAACAAGACCUUCAACUCAAGUUGGAAAAAGUACAAAAUCCAACUCAGUGCUUCACCAGACCUUGCCAGUGUAUGGCUCUGAACAAAGCGAGCAGAGAAUUUCUCAUACUCCAUUCAGUGAAUCUUUUGAGGCUAAUCAGUCUUUUCCUAAGAUGGCAAAAACUCUCCCAACUGUACCAGAUAAAAACUCAGUCAGGUUGUCCACCCCUGCUGGGCAAGAUGUUGUUACAAAUUUGCACCAAAUAUCAACACCUAAGCCUGAGUUAACACCUCGUAAUCGUCGAUCCAUAUAUGGACUAUCACCCCCUGACACCCAACUUGCACAGAAGAAUCAAGAUAAAAGCUAUGACAAAGGUCGUGAUGUCAGUGAUGAGGACAGUUCUUUCACCAGGAACAAGUCUCUGUGUGAUCCUUCAGCAGAUGGUUACCUAGAUAUGCUUUGGGCACAGCUGGAUGUGUUAGCUGAAAUUGGGCAAGUGCCGACACUUCAAGAGGUGCUGUUCAACUGUGUGACCAGCCUCAUCUGUGUUGUUGAUCCUCAUCAUGGAGGAAAGAUUGUCACCCUAAAUGAAUCCUUCCAGUACUUUAUCGGUUUUCAUGAAAAAAUCGUCGGCCAAAGACUUUUCAGAUUCAUCAAGAUCAAGGAUCCACUUGAUAACCUGGGAGUUUUAUUACCUCAGCCAUUUGUGUUUGCUGAUGGGAGAUCAGCUUUAGUCUGUGGCAAGCUAGUGUCGUGUAUUAAUGGAAAAGGUGAAGAAGUUCCAGUUUCUAUUUGGACAGUACCAUACGCCCCACAGCCAAAAUUGACUCUGUGUGUCAUGGGCAACAUAGAAACUCUAUCAGCUGAUGUGUACCUCAAUGACAUGGGUCAUGUUUUAUUAUACUCUCCAUCCUUUGAAGAUUUUAUUGGUGUAUCAGAUAUCUUCAACCAAAACACUGAAGAUCCUAUAUGUCAAAUAACAGAUGUUGAUUUCUCUAAGAUCAAUACUCCACAGCGCACAACACUUGAAGCAUUAAACUGCUGCAGGAUUCCUGUCACUGUUGUCCUAGCGGAUAGUAAAGAUGAAGUUGUGGUGGAAGGAGAGGAAGCCUCAGACACAAUAUACCCUGCUGCCCUUUCACUUUCUGUAAACAAUUCUGGGCUGGUCUGUGUUCAGGCUGAUGGGCUCAUAGAGUUUUCUGACCAAAACUAUUUCAGGAUCUACCUUGGAUAUGUUGAUAUCACUAAAAGGCAUAUUUCAGAGUUUUUAAUUGAAGUUAUCAGAAUGAGUGAAUUUAAACCUGACGAACCGUCUGCUAGUUCAGAUAUAUCCUGGCCCAUACACGAAAUGAAGAAUACAGAUGUAGAGAUCACAGAUGAUGAAACUGAAGACCUCAUUCUUCCUGCCUCUUGUUUCUUUGAUACAUCAUCUUGGAAGAAGUACUGGGUUAGCAGAGAUUUGGACAACACCUCCAUCUGUGAGACCAGUGUUGUGGUUGAUGAUGUGGAUCAGGAAACAAAAUGCCUGACACUUCCAGUCCCUGCCCUACACCUGGAGCCUCACCAGACUUCCACACCCUGCAAACACAGCUCUUCUUCUGUACAACUUAAAACAGCCGAACCUGAGCAUUCAGUUUCCCAACCAGAAAAGGUUAGAAUAAAAAAUGGAAUUUACAUAGCAAAUCUUUUGCACGCAAACGGAAGUAAAAUUUCUGUAACUGUGAAAUUGGGCAGCAUUCGUACCUCAGCUAAAACUUCCCUUUUCUGCUUGUGGUUCUACGUUGAUGGCCCAGUUGAGGAAGAAGAUUUGCCUUCAGAUGAUGAGAAGGAAGACCUUGAUGAUUCUCAAGAGGAUGAUGUAGCUGAAGCAUCAUGUGAUGAAGAGGAGCUACGUCAUCGUCUAAAGCACCUCCGCUUUGAUCAGUCCAUUGAUAAAACAGUUGAUCCAAGCUUAGGACAGCUUAUAGCAGAGCAGGCUGGGCUAAAUCAAUCCCACAAUGCUAACCCUAGUGAGGAUAUGUUGGAUCUGGAAGCAGCCAUGGCUGGGAAGUUUUCACAGAAGUUCACUGUGUGUGAGGCGCUAGGUCAGGGAAGCUUUGGUUUUGUUCGGAGAGCAAAGUCCAUCAAAUCCAAUAAAUCCUAUGUUGUGAAGUUUAUCAAAAAGAGCAAAAUGUUUGAUGACUCCUGGACUUACGAUAAAAUUGCCCAGAAAAAUGUUAACUUAGAAGUUGCAAUUUUAAAACAGACAGACUAUGAAUACAUUAUCAAAGUGAUUGCUGUCUAUGAAAAUACACACUUUGUUCAAAUGGUGAUGGAAGACUUUGGUGAAAUAGAUUUAUUUGAUUUAAUUGAUCAAAUCAGUAUUGAUGAACCAUUGGCCAGCUAUUUAUUUAGACAAAUCAUAUGGGCUGUUGAGUAUCUUCAUUCUAAAGACAUCAUCCAUCGAGAUAUCAAGGAUGAAAAUGUUGUGGUAAAUUCCGAGUUUCAAUGCAAGCUCAUAGACUUUGGUUCAGCAAUCUUCAUGCUACCCAACGGUAAAAAGUUCACUAAGUUUCGAGGAACAAUGGAAUAUUGUAGCCCAGAGGUUUACAAUGGAGAGGGGUACUAUGGUCCUGAGGUUGACAUGUGGGCUUUGGGUGUUACACUUUAUACCAUUGUGUUCAGGGAAAAUCCAUUUACUGUAGACACAGAGCCAUGCCAACUCUGUCCUGAUGAUCUCCCUUUUGAUGUUUCCCAAGAUUUGAUGACUUUGAUGCUGGGACUCCUCAAGACCAACCCAAAAAGACGUUACACCAUGUUGCAAGCGGUGAGUUCUAAUUGGCUGCGUCAGAUUGUGGACAUGAGUCAGUACAGCUGGGAGACAAUGCUGGGAUACAAAUAUGACCAAGUUGAUGUAGAAAACUGAAGCGUCUUAAAAUAGAUGAUGUGGCCUUGCUUGUAGCUGAAUUAUUUAUGUGUAUUCUUUGAAAUAAUAUUACUUAAGCUAGUCGCUAUUACAAUUGGUGCUGUGACUUAUGUACUUAGAUUAGUGUGUAAUAUAUGUAUGUAUUGGUAUUUAUUUUUACAUUUAACUUGCAUGUGUUUUGUUUUAGUCAUUUAAAAUAAACAUUUUUGUAGCAAUAACAGCUCCAUUCUUUUCUUUGGUGUAUAAAAAAAGAUGGAGCUAAAAAAACUGAGGAUGCAUUUCAGUCAGCGACUUCUAAGUUUGUAUGUUUUUUGACAGGGGUCACAAUUAUUGAAUAUUUAUUUCUUUUCAGGUUAAUCAUUAGAAAUUUUUUUUCAAUUUUUUACUUUAUUUAUUGAAAUGUACAUUUAUGAUAAAAUUGACUUGAAAGUGGCAAGCCUUUACAUAAAACACAGAAACUGAAAACAGACACAGCAGUUAAACAAAUUAUACUUCUUUUUAUAAAUAUCGAUUGUUGAUCAUAUUCAUUUUUCUGUUUUUGUACAAACAUAACAUUUUUUAAUUAUUCAUUUACCUGUACUACUUAUUACACUGAAACUGUUGAAUUACCCAGAUGACAUUUUUUAAUUUAAAAUCUCUAUAUUCUA
Messenger RNA from Physella acuta, 6507 nucleotides. RefSeq lists its product as uncharacterized. Gene Ontology annotation, molecular function: ATP binding; protein serine/threonine kinase activity. The record is from RefSeq and is a predicted model, not a curated record. Gene Ontology annotation, cellular component: cytoplasm; nucleus; cytosol. Gene Ontology annotation, biological process: protein phosphorylation; intracellular signal transduction; negative regulation of glycogen biosynthetic process. NCBI's taxonomy places the organism in Eukaryota, Metazoa, Mollusca, Gastropoda, Physidae.